Molecule: messenger RNA, 2458 nt
Organism: Procambarus clarkii (red swamp crayfish)
Lineage: Eukaryota; Metazoa; Arthropoda; Malacostraca; Decapoda; Cambaridae
Product: ribosomal protein S6 kinase-related protein
Biological process (GO): protein phosphorylation
Molecular function (GO): ATP binding; protein serine/threonine kinase activity
Source: RefSeq, a predicted model, not a curated record
GUAGUCUCUGCCAAGGAUGUAAACAAAUCGAACACAAAUCGAAGAUGGAGAAUUUUCGGCCGCAGUUUCGUUUAUGAAAUUGAGCCUAAACCCGCUAGACUGACAUGAGGAUGACUUGUGUGAGUGGCGGAGGCGGCGACGGCGACCAAGGAAGGAGGAGGCGCCUGUCCUGAUGGGAGGAGUGCUGGCGAAGAGGCAGGGGCCAGGGGGUGGCGGCGGCGGCGGCGCCAGGGCCCGCACGGUGCUUCCGCUACGACACCGACACAGCUUCUCUGAGCAAUUCAGCAUUGUGGACAUCGCAACAAACUUGACCCAUCGCUUCUCUGUUUUAAGUGGCCUUUCUGUCAUCUCCUUUGUCUCUGCACCUGCCAAUGAGUCCAACCGGCGACCAUGGUCCAGAGUAUCAAGGAAAAGAUGGCACCAGUCAACUCUUGAGAAUGAGUAUGCACACAGCAAAACUGUGUGGCCAGUAGCCCAGACUGAAGCCCUCUUUCUCCCAGAAUUCCCUGUAGGCAUAGAGGAAAAGCUGAAACUAAUUUUCUUAGGUGAAGUUAGCAGAGGAGCAUUUGGACAGGUAUUCCAUGUUAAAUGUGCCACUACCAACAAGGAGUACGCCAUGAAAGUCCUCUCAAAAUCGCAGGUGUGCAGUUUGGAUGCGGUGGGUCAAGUGAAGCAAGAAGUGAUGAUCCAGCACGUGUGUAGUCAUCAUCCAUUCAUCACUCCACUCAUACACUUCUGGCAAACACGGAAGCUGCUUCUCGUCAUGACAGAAUUUGUUGGUUAUGGAGAGCUGCAGCAGCUGUGGCGAUCUCUGGGCCGCCUGCCAGAAAACCUUGUCAAGAUCUAUUUAGCACAGAUUGCACUUGCACUUGAUUUCUUGCACAAUGCGGGUAUAAUCUACCGAGACCUCAAAAUGGAGAAUAUACUUUUAGAUGCUGAUGGUCACAUCAAAAUUAUCGACUUUGGCCUGGCCAAGUGGCUUAGUUACGGUGGACGAACAACCACUAUAUGCGGCACUCUUCAAUUUAUGGCUCCGGAGGUGUUGCGAGGAGAAGAAUAUAAUCAUAGUGUAGACUGGUGGUCACUAGGCAUCAUCACCUAUAGCCUCCUAGCUGGACAGUACCCUGUCAGUGGCUUUGAUGAUCACCUGACAAUGAACUUGGCUGUGUCUAGGUAUGAGUAUGAGCCUCCAGAUUGUGCCUCUGGUGCUAUGAGGUCGGUAAUUAGUAGUCUACUGCGUCGUGACCCCAUGGCUAGACUUCACUCCUUCUACCAACUGCAGCGUGAAGAGCUCUUCCAAAAUUAUGAUUUUGACGAAGUGAAAGAUAAGAAGGUAUCUCCUAGGAAGAUACUUGAAGAAUAUAUAGAAAGUAAAACCAGGCGGAGUUUUCAUGAUUUUGUUGGUUUGACAAGUACUCCCAAGAAGGUGGCUACUGGUGUAAAUGAAAUAAAUAUCAGUCAUCACACUAUAUAUAAUUCCCCAACUUCUUCUCUUCUAAAGCCACCCAACAAAGAUCAGAGCUGUUGGCGACCAGGCCAGCGUUCAGCCAGUUCGCCAUUGCUCCAUCCUGGCAGACUAGGUCAUCAUGAUUCUUUAGUGAAAAGUGUUUCAGCUAGUGGUCAUAAUGGUGCUGCUGUUCCCUUACUGCAGAGUCCCCUGCUGAGGUUAGCUCGGGGUCAGGGUGGACCUCCUCCACGGCGAGUACGCUCACAAGGAGCUGUAAGUGCUAGUGCUCUGCCCACGGCGGUAUCUCCUUUACUGGUAAAUGUUCGAGGGCAGAGAAGACCACGAUGGACGGCAUGGGAGGAUGAAGAGCAGGUUGGUGCAGCAGCUCCUGCAGAAAAUGUUGCCUCCAGUGUUAUUAGUGGGAUGAAUGGAGUGUACAAGAAGUGUGCUAGUGAUGAGUUUCUUACUGGUCAAAGGAAACUAAAGGAGAGCCAGGCAGGUUUGCCAAGAUCUCGUACCAGCAAGAGUGCAGCUCGCCAGUCUCAGCCUGAUAGCGCACACUUGACACAAACCUUUCUUGAACAGUGUGAAAACUUAAAGGAAGAAUUUUUCUGUGAUUUGGUUACAAGUACGCCAAAGAAAUGUAGCUUCAAUAGUACUGGAAACUUGCGCCAUAGUUAUCACCAGGCUGUGAAUUCUGAACGGCAGAUUGGUAAAAACAAUUUUAUUAAUGGUGCUUUGCUAUCCAAUAAUAAUAAUUUUAGUCCACUUGAUGAAAAUGACUUUGAUGAGACAUUUGAUAAUUUUCCAUGGAUAAGCGAGUCAUUAGAUCCAUAGGUUUAACAAACUUCCUGAAAGUUCAAGAAAUAGUUAAAUAUUUUCACCUAUUAUGUACAAUGGAAAAGUAAUAUUGUGUGUCAUUGACUGAUAAUUCAUGUGCCAUGUUUUGAAGUUCUUUUGUGUGUGCUAAAAUAUAUAUAUAUAUGUAUGUAUAUGUGUGUAUGUGUGUGU